This is a messenger RNA of Drosophila takahashii, 579 nucleotides long. RefSeq names its product Cuticular protein 64Ab (gene Cpr64Ab). Lineage: Eukaryota; Metazoa; Arthropoda; Insecta; Diptera; Drosophilidae. The record is from RefSeq and is a predicted model, not a curated record. Gene Ontology annotation, cellular component: extracellular matrix.
CAGCAGUGUCAAGCCACCAGCAACACCAAAGAAACCACCAGUUAUCCAGCAGUAAAUCUAGUCAUGGCAUUGAUCAAGAUCACCCUUAUUUGCUGCGCUCUGAUCGCCGCCAUCGAAUGCGCCUUGCUUCCAGCUGCCGUUCCCGUGGGAGUUCCGCUGAACACCGAGGUGGAUCCGCAUCCGCAGUACGCCUUUGCCUAUAAUGUCCAGGAUGCCCUGACCGGCGAUAGCAAGAGCCAGCAGGAAGUGCGGGAUGGAGAUGUGGUCAAGGGUUCCUAUUCGGUGGUGGAUGCCGACGGAUCCCUACGCACCGUUUUCUAUACCGCCGAUCCCAUCAAUGGUUUUAAUGCGGUGGUGCAGCGUGGACCUGUCCCAGUGGCUGCUCGUCCUCUGGUGGCUCCAGUAGUGGCUGCUCCUCUUUUGGGUUGAAAACCCCAAUCCUCUAGAGCUCAAAACACACUGCUUGGAAUCUAGCUUUACACAUAACUUAUUGUCUGCUCCUUAGUCCGUUGUAAAUUCAUAAAUCACUUAAUAAUAAUAAAUUCAGUAAGCCAAAGAUACUUUGUUGAAAAUUAAAAA